Messenger RNA from Mugil cephalus (flathead mullet), 2423 nucleotides. RefSeq names its product glycerol kinase (gene gk). Gene Ontology annotation, molecular function: glycerol kinase activity. The record is from RefSeq and is a predicted model, not a curated record. Lineage: Eukaryota; Metazoa; Chordata; Actinopteri; Mugiliformes; Mugilidae. The coding region runs from base 135 to 1838 and encodes 567 amino acids. The transcript has 21 exons. Gene Ontology annotation, biological process: glycerol metabolic process; triglyceride metabolic process; glycerol-3-phosphate biosynthetic process. Gene Ontology annotation, cellular component: mitochondrion.
CCGCGACGAACACGACGUUCGAAAGCUGCGACCGACCCUCCAGCCGACCGCCCGACUUUGGUUGAGCCGCUCAGCCGGUGGUGCUAAUCGGUUUCCCGUCCGUCCAGUUCCGUGCAGAAGCUCCGGGGCUGCCCAUGAACGGCACCAUGGCCGCGUCCUCACACCGGAUAAUGCUGGGCCCGCUGGUCGCUGCCAUCGACCAGGGAACGAGCUCCACUCGGUUUUUGGUGUUUAAUGCUAAAACAGCAGAACUCCUCAGCCAUCAUCAGGUGGAAAUCAAACAGAGCUUCCCCAAGGAAGGGUGGGUGGAGGAGGAUCCCAAAGAGAUUCUGCAGUCGGUGUACGAGUGCAUGGAGCGGACGUGCGAAAAGCUGACGCAGCUCAACAUAGACAUCUCCAACAUUAAAGCUAUCGGAGUGACCAACCAAAGAGAGACCACGCUGGUUUGGGACAAGGAGACGGGGGAACCUCUUUACAAUGCAAUCGUGUGGCUGGACUUGAGGACCCAGUCAACAGUCGAGAGACUUAUUAACAAAACUCCAGGAAGGAAUAAGAACCACUUGAAGCAUAAAACAGGACUCCCGAUCAGCACUUACUUCAGCGCUGUGAAGCUUCGCUGGCUCAUGGACAACGUGGACGAGGUCCGCGACGCCGUCGUCUCUCACCGCGCCAUGUUCGGCACCGUCGACUCCUGGCUCAUAUGGUGUUUGACAGGGGGCAAGUCAGGCGGAGUCCACUGCACGGACGUGACCAACGCCAGCAGAACAAUGCUGUUUAACAUUCACACGAUGGACUGGGACCCAGAACUUUGCAAAUAUUUUGGUAUUCCCAUGGAGAUUUUGCCCAGAGUGAGGAGCUCCUCAGAAAUAUACGGACUCAUGAAAAUUUGUUCUAGCCGGAAAUCAGGUGCUCUUUCAGGUAUUCCCAUUUCAGGGUGUCUCGGGGAUCAGUCGGCAGCGCUGGUCGGUCAGAUGUGUUUCCAGGACGGUCAGGCUAAAAACACGUACGGCACCGGCUGCUUUCUCCUGCGAAACACUGGAUCCAAGCCUGUCAUGUCUGAUCACGGCCUUCUGACCACUGUGGCUUACAAACUGGGUCGGGACAAACCUGCCUGUUAUGCUCUAGAGGGCUCCGUGGCCAUUGCCGGAGCUGUGGUCCGUUGGCUGCAGGACAAUCUCGGGAUCAUUGGCUCGUCCGAAGAGCUUGAGAAGUUGGCCGCAUCGGUCGGCACAUCCUACGGUUGCUAUUUCGUCCCGGCGUUCUCCGGUCUUUACGCUCCGUACUGGGAGCCCAGCGCCAGAGGGAUCAUUUGCGGGUUGACUCAGUUUACGAAUAAGAGUCACGUGGCGUUUGCAGCGCUGGAAGCCGUUUGUUUCCAGACACGAGAGAUACUGGAUGCCAUGAACCAGGACAGCGGCAUCCCGCUAACUCAGCUCCAGGUGGACGGAGGAAUGACGUCCAACCGGCUGCUGAUGCAGCUGCAGGCCGACAUCCUCUGCAUCCCUGUCGUGAAGCCGUCCAUGCCCGAGACCACGGCUCUGGGGGCUGCGAUGGCGGCGGGAGCGGCAGAGGGCGUGAGCGUGUGGAGCCUGAGCCCAGAGGACCUGAGCGAGGUCACGUCGGAGAAGUUCGAGCCCCAGAUCAACCCCGAAGAGAGCGAGUUCCGGUACGCCCGCUGGAAGAAGGCGGUCCAGAACUCCAUGAACUGGGAGACGACGGAGCCGGUUUGUAAUGGAAACGGUGAAACCAGCAUCUUCAGCAGCGCCCCCCUCGGCUUCUACAUAAUGGGCAGCAUGCUGAUGCUAAUCGGUGCCAGGUACAUCUCAGGCCACGACUAGGCUCCUCGCUCCGGGGCCGCCGCUCACACCGCCGUCGCACUCCCUGCAAAAAAAAAACAACAUACAAACAAAAAAACAAUCAUUCCAGAAGGAAGACACUCCCUCCCUCUAAACCUGGACCAUCAGGACGUCCUGGAACUGACUAGUGGGACAUUCUCUCCUUCUUCCUCCGUGGCCGACGAGAACACGCGAAUUGUGGGAGGAGUGGGCUGUUGACGCAGACGUUUUUAGAGCACUUUAUAUCUGAUAUUUUGUGUAACAGACGCCAGGUACUAACACGACAAGUGUAUAUAUGUAUAGACGUGGAGGCUUUGGGAUUAUGAUUUGUGGCUUUCAAGUUGCUUGAAAUCUCGACGAACGUGUCGACCAGAAUGAAAUUGAAACGAUUUAACGCAGAAUGACGCAUCCUUCCAGUGAACCGGGGGGUUGAUGCGUUUGUCCUGCAGCCAAAAAAAACAAAAGCCAGUAUUUGCUCUGUAUAGUCCCGCGGUUAUUUAUUUAAUUACACGGCCCUGUGAAACAAAUCUAAAGAGGCAUAUUUAUUGACUGGACUGUAAAUAAAAAGGGGAAUGGGGGAAAAAAAAA